Molecule: messenger RNA, 1059 nt
Organism: Momordica charantia (bitter melon)
Lineage: Eukaryota; Viridiplantae; Streptophyta; Magnoliopsida; Cucurbitales; Cucurbitaceae
Source: RefSeq, a predicted model, not a curated record
AUGGAAAUAACCCCAACUAUCAAGGAAUACCACACCCUCUUACAAAUACCACUACAGGAGAAAAUUGAGGUUUAUUCCUAUGAUGGUGGGUUUACGUUGAAAAGGGCAGUAUCGCUGCUUGUAGGGAAGAUAUCUGCUGGUGAGAUUGAAAAACAUGUGAAAAGGAAGGGAGAAAACACAUGCUUGCCGAUAGAAUAUAUCCUGAGUCUUCAGCAGAGGUUCGUUAAUGAAGAAAGGGAGCUAUCGCUAUUAGCUCUGUGCUUAUUCAACUUGGUUUUAUUUCCUAAAGUUAGUGGGUACGUUGAAGAGCGGCUGGUCAAGCUAUUUGUCAAGGUAGAGAUGAGGGUUAAUCUUGUAAUACCCAUCCUUGCAGAAACUUUCCGAGCACUAAAUUUUUGCAGAUCGCGAGGAGUAGGGAAAUUUAUAGGCUGUGCUCAGCUGCUAUACAUUUGGAUCCUCAGCCAUAUAAAUUGUCCACCAGAGUUCAAGUGUCCUCAGGUCAAAUUUUCAAGAUCGUGGAGUAGAUUACAAAAUCCCAUCCUUGAAUUCAACCAAGCAGAUUGGAGUCAAAUCCACCCAGGGAAAGAAGAGUGGAGCAUUUUCUUCGCAGGACUAAGGUCAGAAGAUGUGGAGUGGAGGGCCCGAUGGAUGUCAACCAAACCUAUGAUGUAUAGGUGUGGUAAAUUUCACAGUCUACCGUUAUUGGGUCCAUGUGGAUGUGUAUCUUAUGCCCCAUUAAUGGUAUUGCGCCAGAUAUGGGUACGUCAGUUUAUCCCAGCCACACAUGACUUAAGAAACUCUGAAUUUGCCUAUGAUGUUCGGUUUUGCAAAAACAAAAUUCAGGAGGUUGUAAAGGCGUGGAAGGCGAUUGUCAGAAUCCAAAGUGGCAAUUAUCACGAUAAUAUAUUUGAAGGAUACGAACAGUGGCAUUCGAGUAGAGGAAAAACUGUUGUUCUCCUACAAACCGACAAGGGCAAAGGGAAGCUAGAGGUUCCCACUGGGAUAAUUCUUUCUGAAAUGAGCCCAAAUCAGUCCACUCAGCGGAAGGUCGCAGGAUAG